This is a messenger RNA of Penicillium verhagenii, 1764 nucleotides long. RefSeq names its product putative bZIP transcription factor AP-1/Yap1 (gene yap1). The coding region runs from base 1 to 1764 and encodes 587 amino acids. Lineage: Eukaryota; Fungi; Ascomycota; Eurotiomycetes; Eurotiales; Aspergillaceae. The record is from RefSeq and is a predicted model, not a curated record. Gene Ontology annotation, molecular function: transcription cis-regulatory region binding; DNA-binding transcription activator activity, RNA polymerase II-specific. Gene Ontology annotation, cellular component: RNA polymerase II transcription regulator complex. The transcript has 3 exons.
AUGGGUGAUUUCGAUCGUAUGUAUCCGCAGGGGCUCUACAACCUCUCCCCGGACCAGCAGGAUCUUCUCAUGGCUGCGCUUUCCUCCAACACUCCAGCCAACAAGCAACCCAACCGUACCCCGCAACAAAAUCCUGAGCACAGUCCUGACCAAGCCUCCUCGAAUGGUAUGAGUGGCCCCAACUCCGGCAAUUUCGAAAACCCCCAGUCCCACUUCAAUGCGUUUGGCUAUGGGGAUGACGAUAGUCCAUUCCUUGAUUUCAACCCAGAGGUGGAUUUUGACUUCCCUGGCUCCGCCAACUUGAUCGGGGAUCUACCUGGGGAUUCCCCCACCCACGACUAUGAAUCGGGUGAGAAGCGCAAGUCGAUGGAUGGCAAAUCGGAAAUAGAUACCGAGGAAACGGGAAAGAAGCGUCGGGAGAGUGAGGCGAAGAAACCUGGUCGGAAGCCACUAACCUCUGAACCCACUACUAAACGCAAGGCUCAGAAUCGGGCUGCCCAGCGAGCCUUCCGUGAACGCAAGGAAAAACAUUUGAAGGACUUGGAGAUCAAGAUGGACGAUUUGCAGAGGUCUUCUGACACAGCUAAUCAGGAAAAUGGAGUUUUGCGUGCUCAAGUGGAAAGAUUGCAGACGGAGCUUCGGGAAUACCGCAAGCGACUCUCAUGGAUGACUAGUGGUGGAAACGGCCUGUCUGCUAUGAGUGCCAUUCCCAAUGCACACUCACAGGGAGCGUAUGGUCUGCAGAAUAACGAAUUUUCGUUUGAUUUCCCCAAGUUUGGUGAUCUGCCCGGCUCGCACCUCUUCAACGGGCAGAACAAGAACGACCAGUCCAAGCCCAAGGACCGAUCGACUCGUGUCCCUGGUGUGCUGAGUCGGGAGAACCUACAUGGUCUCAUUGGUGCCCCUAUUGCCUCUCCCAACUACAACUCCAGCACCCCCACCCCGACCGGAAGUACUAAGCAAAAUACCCCCAAGGGAACAUCAAGCAGUAAUGCCUCCAACAAGGCUCCCUACAACAAUCAAAAAUCAUCGACCACAACGCCUCAUGAUAAGUCGACAACAGAUUCUCCGUCAUCGUCAUCUGAUUCGCAUCAGAGCCAGAUGCUCUCAUCCAGCGGAACCUCACCCGAGCCGAGUUUAAACUCUCCGCCAGACACCAAGAACAAUGAGUCUGGUUGCAGUGUUCACGGCUCCGUUAAUGGUGAGGAAUCUUUCUGCGCCAAACUUGGCAUGGCCUGCGGCAAUAUCAAUAACCCCAUCCCAGCUGUGCGGGACCAACAAACCAGAUCCAACAGUGGCUCAAACAACCACCAACCCUCCGCCGAGGACAUUCUUGGCCUCGAUUGGCUUUCUCAGCAGAAUGGUGGCCAGUUCGACCCAACUCUCUUUGGAGACUGGCGUGAGCCGCAGGACGCAGUACUCUCCCAGGAUUUCGGCACCUUCUUCGAUGAUGCGUUCCCCUUGCCAGACCUUGGCAGUCCAUCGCAUAAUUUGACCGAGGUAGCUACUCAGCCACCUAAGAAGGAUCUGAUCUCCCAGAUCGACCGCAAGCUGGAGGAAGAGGUGGUUCCGGGUGAAGACAAAGCACAGAUGCUAUCAUGUACAAAGAUCUGGGAUCGUCUUCAAUCGAUGGAGAAGUUCCGCAACGGCGAAAUCGAUGUUGACAAUCUCUGCACUGAACUCCGCACCAAGGCUCGCUGUUCCGAGGGUGGCGUGGUCGUGAAUCAGAGAGAUGUUGAUGAUAUUAUGGGCCGCACCAAGUAG